Trifolium pratense (red clover) is the source of this 1567-nucleotide messenger RNA. Its product is annotated as UDP-glucose iridoid glucosyltransferase-like. Lineage: Eukaryota; Viridiplantae; Streptophyta; Magnoliopsida; Fabales; Fabaceae. Bases 3 to 1394 code for a protein of 463 amino acids. The record is from RefSeq and is a predicted model, not a curated record. Gene Ontology annotation, molecular function: UDP-glycosyltransferase activity. The transcript has 2 exons.
CCAUGUAUCACAAACCUACUACCAAAACAUUGAUGGAAAAUCAAAUUAGGCACCAUUUAGUUCUAAUCCCACCACCAUUUCAUGGUCACCUAACUCCUAUGCUUCAAUUAGCCUCAAUCCUUCAUUCAAAAGGUUUCUCCAUCACCAUAGCACACACCUAUUUCAAUUCCCCUAAUCCUUCUAAUUAUCCUAAUUUCAAUUUUCUACCUUACUUUGAUGGUUUAUCUAAUACCCAAAUCACAUCCAAGAAUUUUAUAGAUAUUACUUCAACUCUAAAUACCAAGUGUGAAUCUCCACUUAAGGAGACAUUAGUUCAUUAUAUUGCAAAAUUAGCAAAUCAAAAGCAUGAAAAAAUUGCUUGCAUCAUUUAUGAUGGAUUGUUGCACUUCAUAGAUUCUGUGGCAAAGGAAUUAAAGAUACCAAGCAUAGUCUUUAGAACCACUAGUGCUACUAAUUUCCUCACUUAUCAUGCAUGUGCUCAGCUACAAAGCAAAGGUUACCUUCCCUUGCAAGAUUCUAAGUCAUGUGACUUGGUACCAGAAUUGGACUUGCUGCGAUUCAAAGAUCUGCCAAUUUUCAAUUUACCAAAUCCAGAUGAUUUUCUACAAAACUCAGCUAAAACACUUUCAAUAACACCUUUCGGUGUUAUAUUCAAUACUGUGGAUAGCUUAGAAGAUUCAUCACUAAAUCAACUCCAACAGUUAUACAAAGUUAACAUAUUCCCCAUAGGCCCUCUACACAUGAUUGCAGAUGAUUCCAACAAUAGUAAAAGCAUUCUGCGCGAAAAUCAUAAUUGCAUUUCAUGGCUAAACAACAAAGCUAGAAAAUCUGUGUUAUAUGUAAGUUUGGGAAGUAUAGCUAGUUGGGAAGAGAAAGAGCUAACUGAAGUAGCUUGCGGCUUAGCGAAUAGCAAACAAAAUUUCCUUUGGGUUAUUAGACCGGAGACAGUUAAGGAUGUUUCGGCGUGGUUACAAUCAUUGUCAGAGGAUGUUAAAGUAGGUAUAGCGGAGAGGGGAUGUGUCGUGAAAUGGGCACCUCAAGGUGAAGUCUUGGCACAUGAAGCUGUUGGUGGGUUUUGGAGUCAUUGUGGUUGGAAUUCUACAUUGGAGAGUUUGUGUGAAGGAGUACCGAUUAUUUGUCAACCUUCUUUUGGAGAUCAGAGGGUGAAUACUAGAUUGUUAAGUCAUGUUUGGAAGGUGGGUUUGGAAUGGUGUAAUGUGAUAUUAAGGGAUGAGAUUGAAAGGGUUGUGAGAAGACUUAUGGUGAAUCAAGAAGGGGAGGAAAUGAGACAGAGAGCAAGUGAAUUGAAGCAUGAGAUUAGGCUAGCUGUGAAUGGUUCUUCCUGUGAUGCAUUGGAUGGAUUGGUUAAGUGUAUCUUAUCAGUGAAUGUCUGAUUUCACAACAAAACUAAUUAAAGUACCUUGAUUAUGAUAAGACUUGUAAGGAAGCAAAUUGCUAAUUUAAUUGAAUGAGUAUUGGUUUAUGAAAAAAUAACUUUUGAUUUUGUGGUUAUGAAGAUAAUUAAUUAAUGUUUCUUGUUUUUAUGAAAUGUUGUUCUUGUUGAAAA